AUGGAGUGGCAACCACAGGACGAUCCAUUGAGGCAGCUGGCUUGCUGCCUCAGGGAUUCCCUCAAUCCCUAUGAUCGCCCCGUCCAAAAACAGGCCGAGCAGAUGCUAGUACAAGCAACCUCGUCGCCCGAUUAUGUCAACUACAUCACCUACCUCUUCAGCACGCCGCAACCUUCCCCGGUUCUGGGAAUGGACAGUCAGGCCUACGACCUAGUCCGUUUCGCCGCUGCGAUGAACCUCAAGACGAAGAUUCACGUUGCGUACAACACGAUUCCCCAGCCCUGUUUGACCUUUAUCCGAUCGGCUACCCUGCUCGGGUUGCGCGACAACAAUCCUCACGUGCGGAAAUCGGCCGGAACAAUCAUCACAGAAUUGGUUCAGCAGGCGGGUCUUUUAGCCUGGCCCGAUGUGCUUCACGAGCUGUUGACGCUCGUCGACAACACCUCGGGAACCGUUCAGCCCCUGGCGCAGGAGGCGGCUAUGUCUGCCCUCUCCAAGGUCUGUGAGGAUAACCGCAAGAUCCUCGACCGGGACUACCAAGGACAGUGCCCUCUCGACGUAAUCAUCCCAAAGUUGCUCGAAUUUACGUCGAAUCAGAGCUCCAAAGUCCGGUCAAUGGCGCUGGGCACCAUCCAUGUCUUUCUUCCCCACCGACCUAAAGCCUUGGUCGCCUCGAUGGAUUUAUUCUUGUCGCAAUUGUUCCAGCUGGCUAAUGACUCGAGUACCGACGUUCGCCGCACGGUUUGUCAGACAUUCGCGCAGCUGGUGGACUUCUCUCCUGAGAAGCUUAUUCCACACAUGGAAGGCUUGGUGAACUACAUUAUCAUGCAACAGCAUAACCAGGAGGACCCGGAGCUUGCGCUCGAUGCGGCGGAAUUCUGGCUUGUCGCGGGCGAGCAGGUGAAGCUGCAACAGCCGCUAGCUCCUCACAUGUCCAAGAUCGUUCCAGUUUUGCUUCAAAGCAUGGUAUACGAUGAGGAUGAAGCGAUCCGGUUGACCAAUGAGGGAGACGAUGCGGAGGUCGAAGACCGCGAGGAAGAUCUCAAGCCACAAUUCGCGAAGUCGAAGAGCGGUCGGCUGGAUCUCUCCAAGUCCGAGCAAACCAACGGUAACGCAGCUCCCGAGGAGGAGGGCGAGGAUGAUGAUCUUAGUGAAGGCGAGAUUGAGGACUCCGAGUUUGGAGAUGACCCUGAGGACGAGUGGACGCUCCGAAAGUGCUCCGCUGCUGCGUUGGACGUCUUCUCGAAUGUCUAUCAUCAGCCGAUCUUCGAAAUUAUCCUGCCCUACCUGAAGGAGACCAUUCGCCAUGAGCAGUGGCCUCAGCGCGAAGCUGCUGUCUUGACUCUUGGCGCCGUCGCGGACGGUUGUAUGGAUGCCGUCACUCCUCAUCUUCCCGAACUCGUCCCUUACCUCAUUUCGCUGCUUAAUGAUUCCCACCCUGUGGUCCGACAAAUUACCUGCUGGUGCCUUGGCCGGUACUCCGAAUGGGCAUCGCACCUGGGAGACCCGGCGGAAAGAGCGCGCUUCUUUGAGCCUAUGAUGGAGGGUAUCCUGCGCAGGAUGUUGGACGGCAACAAGAAGGUCCAAGAGGCAGCCGCCUCCGCUUUUGCAAGUCUGGAGGAGAAAUCGGACGCGAACUUGAUUCCGUACUGUGAGCCCAUCCUUCGGCAGUUCGUCCAGUGUUUCGGGAAGUACAAGGACCGCAACAUGUACAUCCUGUACGACUGUGUCCAGACUCUGGCCGAGUGCGUCAUGGGAGAAUUGGCCAAGCCCCAGCUGGUAGAGAUCCUCAUGCCUGCUCUAAUUGAUCGCUAUAACAAGGUCUCGGAUCAAUCUCGGGAGCUGUUCCCGCUACUGGAGUGUUUGGGAUACAUCGCGGCGGCCUACGGCGAUGCAUUCUCUCCCUUUGCUCCCCCCCUCUUCCAGCGGUGUAUCAAGAUUAUCUAUGAAAACCUGCAGGAAUACAUGGCUUCGGUCAACAACCAGGCCAUCGAUGAGCCUGACAAGGACUUUUUGGUCACGAGCCUUGACCUUCUGAGUGCGAUCAUCCAGGCGAUCGAUCCGCAGAAGAGCGGCGAGUUGGUGGCCAACUCCCAGCCCCGGUUCUUUGAUCUGCUGUGCUUCUGCAUGGAGGAUCCGAACUAUGAGGUCCGUCAGUCGUCAUACGCUCUGCUGGGCGACUGCGCGAUCAACAUUUUCCCUCAGCUCGAGCCCUUCAUCCCUAACAUCAUACCCACUCUGAUCAAGCAGCUCGAUCUGGAUCUGAUUCGUGAUGAUGACCGUCACACUGGAUUUAGCGUUCUCAACAAUGCCUGCUGGUCGUGCGGUGAGAUCGCCGUCAACGAGAAAGCCGCGCUGUCUCCCUACACGGAAAAGCUAUACCAGGGGCUUUACAUCAUCAUCAACAAUGAGGAAAUCAUCGACUCUGUGAAUGAAAACGCUGCGAUGGCUUUGGGUCGGCUUGGAAUUUGCUCUUCCGAUCAGCUUGCUCCUCGCCUGAGCGAAUACGCCGGGGCCUUCCUGAAGUCGAUGAACAAGAUCGAGUUCACGCGCGAAAAGGCAUCCGCCUUCCUGGGAUUCAACCAGGUGGUGAUGAAGAACCCCGAGGCCAUGGAGUCCAGUCUGGCGAACUACUUCCAGGCUAUCGCUGCAUUCCCUAGCAAAUCGAUGAACCAGGAGGACUAUCGUGACAUCCAGACCUCGUUCCAGCAGGUGCUGCAAGGAUACAAAAAUAUGAUACCCAACUUCGAUUCAUUCCUGUCGCAACUUCCGGCCCAUGUUGCCCAGAAACUUCGUUCUGUAUACCAGAUUUAG
Molecule: messenger RNA, 2814 nt
Organism: Aspergillus ibericus CBS 121593
Lineage: Eukaryota; Fungi; Ascomycota; Eurotiomycetes; Eurotiales; Aspergillaceae
Product: putative importin beta-2 subunit
Exons: 3
Coding region: 1-2814 (937 amino acids)
Biological process (GO): protein import into nucleus
Cellular component (GO): cytoplasm; nucleus
Molecular function (GO): nuclear import signal receptor activity; protein binding
Source: RefSeq, a predicted model, not a curated record